Messenger RNA from Knipowitschia caucasica, 807 nucleotides. Lineage: Eukaryota; Metazoa; Chordata; Actinopteri; Gobiiformes; Gobiidae. The record is from the annotation of a GenBank genome assembly.
AUGUUUUUUUUGCAGCAGAAUCAACUCAAGGAUCCGUUUCCUCUGGUUCUGAGGGAUCUGUCUCCUCUGGUUCUGAAGGACCUGUCUCCUCUGGUUCUGAAGGACCUGUCUCCUCUGGUUCUGAAGGACCUGUCUCCUCUGGUUCUGAAGGAUCUGUCUCCUCUGGUUCUGAAGGAUCUAUGUCCUCUGGUUCUGAAGGAUCUGUGUCCUCUGGUGGUUCUGAAGGAUCUGUCUCCUCUGGUUCUGAAGGAUCUGUCUCCUCUGGUUCUGAAGGAUCUGUCUCCUCUGGUUCUGAAGGACCUGUGUCCUCUAAUUCUGAAGGAUCUGUCUCCUCUAAUUCUGAAGGAUCUGUCUCCUCUGGUUCUGAAGGAUCUAUGUCCUCUGGUUCUGAAGGAUCUAUGUCCUCUGGUUCUGAAGGAUCUGUGUCCUCUGGUGGUUCUGAAGGAUCUGUCUCCUCUGGUUCUGAAGGAUCUGUCUCCUCUGGUUCUGAAGGAUCUGUCUCCUCUGGUUCUGAAGGACCUGUGUCCUCUAAUUCUGAAGGAUCUGUCUCCUCUAAUUCUGAAGGAUCUGUCUCCUCUGGUUCUGAAGGAUCUAUGUCCUCUGGUUCUGAAGGAUCUGUCUCCUCUGGUUCUGAAGGACCUGUCUCCUCUGGUUCUGAAUGACCUGUCUCCUCUGGUUCUGAAGGAUCUGUCUCCUCUGGUUCUGAAGGACCUGUCUCCUCUGGUUCUGAAGGACCUGUCUCCUCUGGUUCUGAAGGACCUGUCUCCUCUGGGUCUGAAGGAUCUGUCUCUUCAGGUCCAGAAAUGA